AUGCACUACGCCGCGCCCUCGUCUCUGCCGUCCGACUACGCCAUUCUUUCCCGCUACGCCGGGCAUAACGGCGACGCACACGAAGAUGACUCGGACGCCGAGGAGCGAGAGCGGGACUCGCUGCUGCCCCCCGAGGACGAAGAGCGGCCAGGCCGGCGGAGCAGCCUCCCCCCGCCGUUCAUUAGGCCGCUGAACCCGACAAUAGCUCCCAUAUCCGCGAGGGACAAGUCUUUGGGGCCCGUGCCGACCGAGAAUACCCCUCUCCUGAACCCGCUAGUGCCCCGGAUAGAGGAGGAAGUCGAUGCGCCGGGGCACGACUCCGAGACGACGCUCUCGCGCAGAGUGUGGGAGGAGAUCAAGAUCCUCGUCAAGUACACCUUACCGGUCUUUGGGUCGCAUGUGUUGGAAUAUUCGCUCGUGGUAGCGUCUGUUAUUUCUAUCGGACAUUUGUCGACUACUGCUCUGGCUGCUGCCACUCUGGGGUCUAUGACUGCCAGCGUGACGGGUCUGUCCAUCGUCCAGGGCUUCGCCAGUGCGCUCGACACCAUGCUCCCGAGCGCAUGGACGUCCUCAGAGCCCAAGCUCGUCGGCCUCUGGGCUCAGCGUAUGGCCGUGGUUAUGGCAGCUUGCUUGAUUCCCAUCCUUUUCGUAUGGUUCAAUGCAGAGUCAAUCCUCCUCUUCCUCAAACAGGAGCCGGAAGUUGCCCACCUCGCCGGAAUCUACCUCAAGUGGACCUCCAUCGGCCUCCCCGCGUACAUGUUCAACAGUAUCUCCCGGCGAUACUUCCAGUCCCAGGGACUGUUCACGGUCCCCACACGCAUCAUCAUGGUCGUCGCCCCGAUCAACGCCGUCCUAAACUACUUCCUCGUCUGGGGUCCGAAGCCGUUCUCACUAGGCUUCAUCGGCGCCCCCAUCGCCACCGCCAUUUCCUUCAACCUGAUCUCCAUCGCGUCGAUCAUAUACGGUGUGUUCUUCGUCCCGCGCACUGCGUGGUACCCGAUUUCGCGGCGGAGCUUUACGAGUCUGGGGAUUCUGGUGCAGCUGGGGCUGUCCGGCGCUGCGCAAGUGUGCUCUGAGUGGUGGUCGUGGGAGCUAGUAGGACUUGCCGCCAGCUUACUCGGUCCCGCGGCACUGGCCACGCAGUCGGUACUGCUUGUCUCGGCUUCGACUACUUUCCAAGCGCCCUUUGCGCUCAGUGUUGCCACCUCCGUCAGAGUCGGCAAUCUUCUUGGCGAGGAGAACGCGAAGCGUGCCGGCAUUGCAGCCAACUCCUCGUUACUGGUGACGCUGGCGAUAGCCAGUAUCGCAAGCACGAUGUUCAUGAUCUUCCGCAAGUCGUGGGGACACUUGUUCAACGACGAUCCGGCCGUCGUCGAGCUGGUGGCCUCGAUUCUGCCGCUCGUCGCCCUCUUCCAGGUGUUUGACGGCUUGGGUGCUACGACUGGUGGGAUUCUGCGCGCUAGGGGCAAGCAGUUCACGGGAGCCAUGCUGAACCUAAGUGGUUACUACCUCAUCGGGAUCCCAUUCGGCCUGUGGCUGGCGUUCAAGCGCGACAUGGGGCUCGCGGGGCUGUGGAUCGGGUUGACGGUGUCGCUCGUGUUCGUCGCGACGAUCGGCGCGUAUCUGUGCUUGGGCGCGGACUGGGAGCGGGAGGUCGAGAAGGUGCGGGUGAGGCUCGCGGCGGAUAAGCGGGCGGAGCAGCGGGCGGGUGCGCAGCAGCAUGUCUGAGGUCUAGGAUUGCGAGGGUCAAGGCCGCAGGCAAAGGGAACGCGGGAGGCGAAGAGGAUGUUUCGCUAAGGUGCCUGAUCGCGAUCGGAUCCUGUGCUGGGCUAGCGCGGAAGAGAAGUGGUCGAUCGGUGGGGAACUGGGGUUUGGAUUGCAAUGCUUUUAAAUUUGGUGAUGAGAAUUGAACGUUGAAUGCUGAUGAUUUCGCGAGAUUACAGAGUACAAUUUGUAGCAUAGCAUACCUCCGUAUCAUGAUCCUGAUGAGUAGAGUCUUGUUUUCCGCCGAAUUACAUCUUGGCAAUACGAGUCAAAUGUAGGGGCGCGUUUGGCCUGGG
Gloeophyllum trabeum ATCC 11539 is the source of this 2060-nucleotide messenger RNA. Its product is annotated as MATE efflux family protein. Gene Ontology annotation, molecular function: xenobiotic transmembrane transporter activity; antiporter activity. The transcript is spliced from 13 exons. The coding region runs from base 1 to 1728 and encodes 575 amino acids. The record is from RefSeq and is a predicted model, not a curated record. Gene Ontology annotation, cellular component: membrane. Lineage: Eukaryota; Fungi; Basidiomycota; Agaricomycetes; Gloeophyllales; Gloeophyllaceae. Gene Ontology annotation, biological process: xenobiotic detoxification by transmembrane export across the plasma membrane.